AUGGUAGCCAAAAGUAGUACUGAAAAGCGUAAGCAUGAGGUGCUGUCUCGGGGAUCAGCUGUAUCAAUUCUUAUUAUAGGAGCUGGAGUUUUUGGGUUAUCAACAGCGCUUCAUCUUCUUGAGAAUGGGUAUAGAGACGUUUCAAUCCUCGAUGCACAGCAAUUUGACAAGAGCAACUAUUCACCUUAUAAUGGCGCCGAUUCUGCUUCCUCUGAUACUCGCAAGGUCAUCCGUGCUGCGUAUGGAUCGAAGGGCCAUUACACGUCUUUAGCAAUGGAGGCCGUGGAGAGUUGGAAGUCGUGGAAUAAAGAAGCAUCACAUCCACUUUUGAUCAAUAGUGGCUGGGCUCGUACCAAUGACAAAGAGGAACUCCUCCCUGUUGAAGUCAAAAAUUUCAAAACCAUGGAGGCGCUUGGGCUUCGUGAGUCGCAGUAUCAGCUGGCUGACACAGCAGAACGUGAGCGUGCAAUUUCUCAAGGGUGGAGCGACACCAAGGUCGAUCCAUUUGGCCGCACGUCAAACGGCCUGCCCCUGGGAGGCGUCUUCGACUCAUCUGCAGGCUUUCUUCGGGCCUCGGAUGCAUGUACCUUCGUGCUAGAGAAAGUGAAACAAUUAGGUGGAAAGACUGUUCUAGGACCAGCUGGGCGCGUGAGCCAGCUACUAUAUGCGUCUGAACAGAAACAUGGAGAUCAGAGAAGAGUUCUAGGUGUAAAGACCGAGGAUGGCAAGCUGCAUCGCAGCGAUGUUGUCAUUGUAGCUGCUGGUGCACACACCCACGUCCUGGUCCCAGCGUCGAGCGAUAUCUUGACAGCAGCGGCGGGUACUGUGGCCCAGAUUAAGGUCCCCAUCGCUCAACAAGAACGAUAUCGACCAGAUAACUUCCCCAUAUCGAUGUGGAACUAUACAGGCGAGGACGAAAGCGGUUCUUUCACGGUUUUUCCUCUUGAUGAAUACGGAACGGUCAAAAUACUUCAUAACGCGCCUCAAUGGAGAAACACUGUAUAUCACGAAGUUGAAGGGGCUGGACCUGCUCAUAUUAAUGCCUUGUCAAUACCUACCUCGUGGUCUUUGGAAGAGCGAACCAAUGUGCCCAAGGCAUCUAUUGAGUGCAUAAAGAGGUUCAUCUCGGAAAAUGUCGCCGACCUGAGCGGAGCUGAAAUCGUCAUGGCAAAAUUGUGUUGGGACUCAAGAUCUAUUGACGACGACUUCUUGAUUGAUUGGGUCCCAGGCUUGGAAGGUUGUAUAGUUGUUUCAGGUGGCUCAAAUCACGGGUUCAAAUUUCUGCCUACGCUCGGAAAAUAUGUUCUUAAAGUGCUCCAAGGUCAGCAUGAUGAGUAUACGAAGCUAUGGCAAUGGAGAACUCCUUCCGAGCGCGAGGUCGAAAACUUCAAGGAUCUUAACUUAUCUUCAAUACGCGCCUUAAGUGAACAGAAACUGAGUUCCUCAUUGCGGGAUUUGGAGUGGUGAUCUGUCAUUGGUUGUAUUUCGAAACUAGUAGUCACAUGUGUAAAAAUGCCAUGCGCAUCUGAUAAACUUGGUACUUUUGUUUUUUUUUUUUUUUUUUUUUUUUUUUUUU
Molecule: messenger RNA, 1576 nt
Organism: Xylona heveae TC161
Lineage: Eukaryota; Fungi; Ascomycota; Xylonomycetes; Xylonales; Xylonaceae
Product: sarcosine oxidase
Exons: 5
Coding region: 1-1467 (488 amino acids)
Molecular function (GO): sarcosine oxidase activity; flavin adenine dinucleotide binding
Source: RefSeq, a predicted model, not a curated record